Botrytis porri is the source of this 640-nucleotide messenger RNA. RefSeq lists its product as uncharacterized. The record is from RefSeq and is a predicted model, not a curated record. The coding region runs from base 334 to 585 and encodes 83 amino acids. The transcript has 2 exons. Lineage: Eukaryota; Fungi; Ascomycota; Leotiomycetes; Helotiales; Sclerotiniaceae.
UUCUUGAGGAUAUUCGUUCAUUUCAUUCAGCCUCUAUCCCCCCCCCUGACUUUAUAGUAAUCAUCUCACCGAUAUUUGGAUUCUACAAAGUUUCACACAUUACAGAUUAUGGAUGAUAAAAGCCACACAUUCGAAUAAGGAAAAGAGAACAACGACGAGCAAAUUCAAGGAGCAAAGAAGAAAGAAAGAAAGAAAGAGUCUUUUGAAACAUCCGAAAGGGGGAGGAGAGGAAGGUUGACGUUGGUCACUGGACUUUAUCGAAUCAAUCUUCAGUCACGGAUAUCAGUGAGAGCAAGCAAGCAAAACUUGUGUCAGACAAGGAAUUGGGCUUGCAUGAGUGAAGUUAGAUCAAAUCGCAACCGCUCAAUCCUUCCUCAUAUUAUCAACCUCAAUAUUCCUUUUCUCGUGCUCGAAAUUCCGGAGAUCACGGCGAUCAUUUUGAUCCAAAAGCCAUUAAAUCCAAGCGCAUUCAGGCCCUUUCUUUGGACAACAGGCUUUCAAUCCUCAUCAGGAGGUCUAGUCCCGAGUCUCCAGGACGGAACCCUCGAAUUAUCUUCAGGGCCUUCUGGAUCUUUCGAGCGUUGAUUGGGCUCCAAUUUCAUUCGAGGAGUAAUUUCCAGUAUUUUCACAGCAUUCCCGA